This is a messenger RNA of Diatraea saccharalis (sugarcane borer), 2096 nucleotides long. The record is from the annotation of a GenBank genome assembly. NCBI's taxonomy places the organism in Eukaryota, Metazoa, Arthropoda, Insecta, Lepidoptera, Crambidae.
GCGGUCUAAAGGCGAUAUAAAUAAAAGUAAAUUAUGAUGGUGAUAUGAGGGUAGUGUUGCAAAAUAUAUGUAUUUUUUUUAAUGCUAUAUUGAAUAUUUCAUUAGACCUUUAUUUAUUUAAAAUAACGCUUAUUAAUUUUCACGUACAAUAAAUCAAAGAUUUAGUUAGGUGCUGAUAUUUGCAUAUGUAUUUAUAUUAAAAAAUAUAUAAAAAUGUUAUACGCCUGUUAUAAAGAAUGUGUUAUUUAACGUCACAUUAUAUUCGCAAAUGUAUCAAUAUAAUUAUAAUUAUGUAAUAUACUUACGUGAAUAUACGAUACAUGGGUUGGUAGGCAAAAAAUCUUCCCGGUUUCAUUAAUGCUUACUGGUAGUUUGGGUUCUCCGUCCGAUAUAGGGGCGGGUGACAGCUAUAUUGUUUUCCAGAUAGAAGUUCCUCAUCCUGUGAUAGUGCCGGUGCCUCAGCCUUAUCCGGUUCAUGUACCGGUUCCAAAACCGGUAGCGGUACCGGUAUUCCGGGAGCUCAACGUACCAAUUGAAAAACCAGUACCUUACCCGGUUAUCAAAAAGGUCCCUUAUCCGGUAGAGAAGCUCGUUCCUGUACCGGUAGAGAAGGAGGUCAGUGAGUAUAUGAGAGAAAUAAGUUUACGUAUAAAAACCGAGUGUAAGGUAGGGAAAAGAUGUCCAUAGCGUUAUAAAACUUUAAUGAAUAUUAUAUUUAUCAAGAAAUGUAUUGCAUGGCACAUUAUCAACUGUUCACAUUGUCAUGCGAAUGAUUACUACUUUUACGCAAUUUCGUAGGCACGCGUACAUCUUUUUCUGUAUGUAAAUAAUUACUAACUGCUUUCUGCAUGUUAAUUAUUCUAUUGCAUAUCCGUAUGCAUUUAAUGAAAUAGUAGGAAGAAAUGAUAUGAAUUGAAGUCAGACAUUAUGAUAGUUUUAAUAACGUAAUUUUGUAACAUGAAAUUAAUUAGUGUUUUGUCCUGUUUGACCUAGGUAAAGGUACCGGUAGUUAAACCUUACCCCGUGCACAUACCUCACGUUAGGCCUGUUUUUCAUCAUUCGAGACCACCACGGGAAGAAUACGAGUCAGAAGCGGAAGACAAUGAUUAUUUUCCACGACCUGAGAGCAGCAAAAAAACGCCACCUUAUAAAAAGCGGCCAAAAAGCACGCGCAGUCGUCCACGAAGGCCGACAAGAAUGACAUAUCACGACCAUAGCACUAGUAGACGACGAUGGCCUUCAGCCAACAGACCCUCAGAGACCAGGAGACGCCCUUCGUCCAAAGAAUACCAUGCACCAUACAGACACCGAGACUUCGAAGCCGAUAAAGAGUAUGACAACGAGCACACUGACUACUACUAUUGUCAGAGAACUGGAAACUGUUGAUGGAUACUUCUAAGUGAUAAACCUAUGAGAGCUCUCUUAAUGUCAAGAAUGUUUUCGUUCUUGGAAAGCAAUGCGCGUUUAAGUAAACGCAAUGCAAUGAAACGACCAUUUCGGGCUAACGUUAAAGUUAACGUUAGCCCGAAAUGGUCGUUUCAUUGCAUUUACGUGUACGCCUUUAUGUUUUUCUUUUCUUGUAAAAUAAAUUACUUAGCAGUAUUACGAAUGAAUCACAUAAAUAAUGCAUUUGUUAUGAAUGUAGUCUUAUGAUAAAAUGUCAGAUAUGUUUUUAAACUGCACAAAGCCUUAAUUGUAAUAUAAAGGGCAUUUAAAUUGAUAACAAUCAAGAUAAAUGUAAAAUUAUGCUCGUAUUCUAUUGUUUCUGAUAAUUACAAUGAUACUUAUGAAUAAGUAAAGCAUGGAAGUAGCACAUCUUCAGUUCUACUAGAACAUGCGAUAAAGUUAAGGUAGAAAUUGCGAAUAACGUGAUGCAUUUGUAGUUUGUAAAUAACAUUUUAUUUACGUUGUUAACAAUUAUUAUUCGUAAUUGUGCCUAAUAAAGAUACAUAAUGAUUCCCUUUAAUUUAUAUAUUUCAUUUUAUCUAGCAAAACGGUUGUACACAUUGGCGAUAGAGGACAAUAUAUAUGUGUAAUUUAUGCAUUGAAUCUUGUGAUUGAUUAAUAUAGUUAAUUUCUAACAUCUGAAAUUAAUC